UUGUUCUUUUUCUUUGUUUCAUUAUUGAAAUACAACUAUUCAGGCACAGACUGUACAGUCGGAGUUACUGUCAUAAAGCUGGGUCUUUGUAUUAUUUUCUGUUCAUUUGCUUUUCCCUGAGCACAUUGAAUAUGUUUCAGUGUUUCUUGGGAUUUGUUUAUCUCUCUGCAGUUUCACAGCUUGCGAGUCUCACAGGUGCACAAGCUGAAUGUCCUGUUCAGCUUAACCCACAGAGAGCUUUUGUGAGAUACAACGGUUCUGUAGCAGUUAACUGUAGCACUUCAGUCUCACAUAAAGGGAUUGGAUGGGAAGCCAGUGAAGGAGCAGUGGUCAAAACCAGAGACAGUCUGAUCACAUGGAGAGUGUCACACCUGACAGAAUGGGACAUACGUCCUGUCUGCUACAUAAACCGUGAGGGACAGUGUGUAGUAGAGCUCCCAGUCAUUAUUUACAAGACUCCAGACAGUGUGUCCAUCAGCAUUGUGAAUCACACAGGACCAAUGAUAGCGGGACGGCAGUAUGAGCUCCAGUGUGAUGUUCACGAUGUGGCUCCUGUUCAGAAUCUCACUGUCAAAUGGUAUAAAGGACAGACUCUGCUGGAUCAAACCACCUUCACUGAGGAUAGCAAGACUCCAGUGAAUGUAAACCCCUCAGUCCUGAUCCGUCCAGACAGAGAUGAUGAUGGAGCUCAAUACAAGUGUGAAGCAGAGCUGGAUCUGGGAGCAGAAGGACCUCAACCUCCUCCAAAAAAAACAUCAGGACAUCUUAAUGUUGAGUUGCACUAUAAACCAAAACACUCGAAAUCAACAGAGACCAUCAUUCAAAAGGAUGUGGUCAUGCUAAACUGUAUGGUGAAGGCAAACCCGGCUCCUGUGUACAAAUGGCACUCAGAUCAUCUGAAAGUGGACAUAAGCUCCUCAGUGCUCCAGUCCUCCACACUCAGUCCAGGAAACUACAUGUGCAACGCCACAAACUAUCUGGGAACUGACACCAAAGUGUUCAUUAUCGAAUCUUAUGUGGUCUAUUUACAACAUUUCCUGUUCAAUUGCUUUUCCCUGAGUGCACUGAAUAUGUUUCAACAUUUCUUUGGAUUUGUAUAUCUCUCUGCAGUUUCAAAGCUUGUGAGUCUCACAGGUACACAAGAUGAAUGUCCAAUUCAGCUCAGCCAGCAGCGUGUUGUUGUGAGAUACGGAGGUUCUGUAGAAGUUAACUGUAACACUUCAAUCUCACAUAAACGGAUUGGAUGGGAAGCCAGUGAAGGAGCAGUGCACAGGGCCAGAGACAGUCUGAUCACAUGGAGAGUGUCACACCUGACAGAAUGGGACAUACAGCCAUUCUGCUACAUAAACCGUGAGAGACAGUGUCAAGUAGAGCUCCCAGUCACUGUUUACAAGACUCCAGACAAUGUGUCCAUCAGCAUUGUGAAUCACACAGGACCAAUGAUAGAGGGACAGCAGUAUGAGCUCCAGUGUGAUGUUCACGAUGUGGCUCCUGUUCAGAAUCUCACUGUCAAAUGGUAUAAAGGACAGACUCUGCUGGAUCAAACCACUUUCACUGAGGAUAGCAAGACUCCAGUGAAUGUAAACACCACACUCCUGAUCCGUCCAGACAGAGAUGAUGAUGGAGCUCAAUACUGGUGUGAAGCACAGCUGGAUCUGGGAGAAGAAGGACCUCAACCUCCUCCAAAGGAAACAUCAGACCCUCUCAACAUUACUGUAUAUUAUAAACCAAAACACUCGAAAUCAACAGAGACCAUCAUUCAAAAGGAUGAGGUCACGCUAAACUGUACAGUGAAGGCAAACCCGGCUCCUGUGUACACAUGGUACUCAGAUCAUCUGAAAGAGGAGAUCAGCUCCUCAGUGCUCCAGUCCUCCACACUCAGUCCAGGAAACUACACGUGCAACGCCACAAACUAUCUGGGAACUGACACCAAAGUGUUCAUCUUUGAAUCUACAGGUCCAGGAUACUACAUGUGCAUCGCCACAAACUCUAAGUGAAGUGACAGCAAAGUGUUCAUCAUCGAAUCUACAGUAGUCGUCCCACAUUCUGGACUGUUCUUAUUUUCUUCCAGUUGCUGGUUGCAUUGAUCAUUGCCACUCUUUUAAGUGUUUUAACACCUUGGUUGUUGUUGUGUGUUUAUUUAUUAAUUUUUAUAAGAAUUUUUUUUCUGGACUAUAUAAAUUUUAUUCCUGUUUGUUGAACUGAUAAUUGUGAUUUAGGAGAGAAUUAGUCAUAGUAAUGUAUUUAUUUAUUUAUUUGUUUCUUUGUCUGAAAUAGCAUUACUAGGGCACAAUCACGGACCGUGUGGGGGUCUUUGGUGGGUGAUGGUUGGGGGUAGGGUGUAUUGGUUUGUUGAGUUAGGGGCCAGGGGU
This is a messenger RNA of Carassius auratus (goldfish), 2372 nucleotides long. RefSeq names its product hemicentin-1-like. The coding region runs from base 132 to 1997 and encodes 621 amino acids. The record is from RefSeq and is a predicted model, not a curated record. Lineage: Eukaryota; Metazoa; Chordata; Actinopteri; Cypriniformes; Cyprinidae. Gene Ontology annotation, cellular component: membrane. Gene Ontology annotation, molecular function: integrin binding. The transcript has 10 exons. Gene Ontology annotation, biological process: cell-cell adhesion.